Aspergillus piperis CBS 112811 is the source of this 1722-nucleotide messenger RNA. Its product is annotated as leucine-rich repeat domain-containing protein. NCBI's taxonomy places the organism in Eukaryota, Fungi, Ascomycota, Eurotiomycetes, Eurotiales, Aspergillaceae. The record is from RefSeq and is a predicted model, not a curated record. The coding region runs from base 87 to 1640 and encodes 517 amino acids. Gene Ontology annotation, molecular function: protein binding. The transcript is spliced from 2 exons.
AUCGCAUCGCGUCACACGAGCUAUUCCAACCAAGAAAUACAUACCACUACAUCAUAUUAUUGCACAGCAGUGGCAAAUAAUAAACUAUGGACCACGAAAUCCCCCUCCCCCCACCACCGCGCAUCCGCCAUCGCGACCCCUCCAACAACAAUAACAACAAUAGUAAUAACAACAAUAAUGACACCCGUCACGCGACCCGCCAUGCUCACCACCACCGUCUCCCCUCGCGCUUCAUUGACGACCGCUCCAGUCAACCUUCCAGUGACCCGGCACUCUUCUCCAGCGAUGACAUCCCCGCCUCGGGUCUAGAAAACUACAAUAAUGCGCCUGUCAGUCGGAAGCGCCGGUACCGCGGCACCUGGUGGGGAGAGAUGGUGAAGGACAAGGACGCGAAGCGCAAGCGGGCGGAUUUCAAGGAGAAGCGGUUGGUGGAUAGUGGUGUGUGGAUGGGGAGUGAUGAUUAUGAUUCUGGUCCGGGAUCAGGGUUCUUGCCUUCUGAUGCGGAUUUGGGAGAGGAUUGGUUGAAUUCGCAUGCGAAUGGAGGUACAAAGACGGUGAUGCCGCAGAACCAGACUCAACAACAAGGAUUCAGGAAAGUCGAAGAAGAACCGCGCGAGCAUCAAGUCGCACGGGGGAUCGUGAACGAUUGUCUCGAGAGAGGAGAGGAUAGUGUUGACCUGAGUGGCCUCACACUCCGCCUCAUCCCCCAUAACCUCCUCCACCCCCUCCAACACCUCACCAAGCUCCCCACCAUCAAAGAGCCCCCCAUCAGCGAAGACGUCUAUACCUCCCUGCAACCCUUCCUCCGCCUCUUCCUCGCCGGCAACGCCCUAACCCAAGUCCCCGGUCAAAUCUUCGACCUCGACUCCCUCCGCGUCCUCAGUCUCCGCUACAACAAACUCACCUCCAUCCCCGCAGCCAUCCGCCGCCUCACUCUCCUCCAGGAACUCAACCUCUCCGUGAACCGUCUCCCCACUCUCCCCUGGGAACUCCUCUUCCUGAUCCGCAAAGGCGACCUCAAACACCUCACCGUCCGCCCUAACCCCCUCCUCCAAAUCGAAGACCAACCCAUCGCCAAAUGGCACGUCCCCAGCGACGACGACGAAGAAGAAGAAGAAGAAGAAGAAGAAGAAGAAGAAGAAACCCAACAGUUACCCUGCCUGAAAUCAAUCACCUACGACGGCCCACCACCCGAGGAAGCAUGGGCACCCAUCCACGUCGCCACGGGCCCAAUCACAUAUUACAACGCCGAAGGCAUCCCAAUCCCAGUCCCUACUACUGAACAAACCCCCACAAUAAAUCAAACCUCCCGCGUGCCCUCCCUCCGCGAAAUCUCCCUCCUAUCAUUCACCCGCUCAACAUAUCCGGACCUGAUCACUGACGAAGAAAUGGAGAAUUUCCCGGCCCUAAUGACCCGCUUACUCCGACAAGCGAAGGAAGUUCGUAGCGCGGGAGGGCGGAAUUGUUCCUUGUGUCAUCGGGGAUUCGUCCUCGCGCGGACGGAGUGGAUCGAGUGGUGGGAUGUGAGUACGUAUGAGAAUGGGUUGAAGGGGCCGAGAGCGUCUGGGGAGGUGUUGAGGCCGUUGCCGUUUAGGAGGGUUGGGUGUAGUUGGGGGUGUGUGCCGGAUUUGAUGUCGUGAUGGGGGGGAAGUAUGUAUAGUUAGUUAGUUAAUAGUUACUGAAGUUGUUGUGUGUGUGGGUAUGUAUGGAUGGAUGGAUGGG